UCGUCUUUUGUGACAAGUUUUAGUGUUCAAAACACGGUUCGCUGCUUACGAUUUGUCACGUCUCUCACUAUUUUUAGACUAAAAAGUUGGACUUUACUCUGAAAUUACUAACAUUUCAGUUUGUACUGUCAGACAAACAAACAGCGCCUAGCGACAUUUUCUCCGUGGUUAAGAAAAGAUAAAGUCAAUAUGAGUAAACUAUGCAGACAGGUGUCCAUAGAGUCCCCCGGGCCGACGCUCAAAGAAUGCGUGUUCAGUUUUGACGUCCCUGUCCCAGAGGUUCCUAUGUACGGUGCCAGAAUCCGUGUAGUAUACGCCGGAGCUUGUUACCGCGCAAACAGAACAAGAUCUGCCUCCGUUUGCAGCACUUCCUCAGUGUCUUCAAUCGGAAGCCUUUCCGGAGAGAUGGAAAGCUUCGGCAUUCAUACUUCAACACCUGCACAUAUCGGUCUUCGGGAUGGCGCACUGUUCCCUGGCUAUGAAGUUGCCGGCGUCGUAGACGCUAUCGGCAAGGCAGCUGAAUGCGUUGAAGGCAUCACCGAGGGCACCAGAAUAGUACUCUAUCCUUACGAAGGAGUUCCACACGGGUAUGCGGAGUACAUCGUUGUGCCGGAUUUCAAAUGCCUGGUACCUGUGCCGGACCAAUUGCAUCUGAGUGUGGCGGCGAUGUUGCCAACUGGCGCAUUGUUGGCCAUGAACACAGUGUACACGGCUGCGGAAUGCUUAAAGCGGGUGCUUGAUGGUCCCAAUCACAAAGAUAAGGCGACUAUACUAAUCGUAGGCACUGGGGGUCUUGCAUUAUGGGCGCUGCGCAUCGCAACACACUACUUUAGGCGUGGGUCGUACCAUGAACGCAUUCGGAUCUCCGUCGCUACGCUCAAGGAUGAAGGAUUUAUUCUUGCUAGAGAAAGUGAAAAGAUUAACGUUGUGCAGUGGAACGAGGACUUGUACGAGAAGCAGUUGAUCGAGCGCACGACAGACGCAUGCGGCGGGCCAGUUGACGUCGUCAUGAACUUCGGUACCACUUCGCGCUCCUUGCAUCGCUCGCUGCAGUGCCUAGCUCGUGGCGGAGUGGUGCUGGUGACAGAGGAUGUCGGCGAGAAACUGCUACCAAAGUUUGCCAAGAAGGUGGAGGAGAUGGGCGUGAACAUCGCGAUUGUGCCCAACGGCUCCAUCGAGCAGCUCAAGGAACUCGUCAACUUAGUCGCGAGUGGCGAGAUCGAGCCGCCCCCGCACUCGGUGUUCCCCGCCGAGGAGGCCCAGGAAGUGGUGAGGAAGCUCUGCAACUCCGAGAUCCAUGGUCGAGCUAUCUUAAAGUUCCAUGACAUCGAUUAGUGUCAUUGUACUACAUGUGUACGUGCAAGGAUAAAUGAGCUGUGAUUACUAUCCGGCUCGGUAAACGACCAAUCAUCGUCAAUCCACACUAGUUCACCUACAGGUCAUAGACCUCAAGCUUCGUUUCCAAAUUUCAAAGUUGAAAUAUCUUUUAUCUUCAUUUUAGAAGAAUCAAUCGUAUAUCGAUCUGAGUACAUGUGAGAUGGCAGAGGACAAAGAUAUAUUAUCCAUUUUUCGGGCGGGAUUUUGGGUAAACAUAGAAUGGUUUUAAACGGUAACUUUUAUUAGUUGUUGUAACAAGAAACAGUAGCAUGUUUUUACGUAACUUAUGUUUAAUCUGAAUGAAUUUUAAACCACGCACUGAACAAAUAGAGAUCGUGUUAUAAACGUACUACACAUACGUACCUGUAGACGAGAAUUUCUUGAAAUGACGUCGAAGUAGUGCAUUACUUGAUGACAAGUUUUGUUAAUAUCUCACGCCGAUUUUGUUUUGGUACAUAUCGACUUCUCUCGAUUGCUACACCUUUUCAAUGAAUCUAAUUAUUUUAUCUGACCAACAAAACCAUAGAUGUUAAAAAAAAUAUUUGAAAAACCUGAUUUUCAGCAAUUGGCAAAAACGUGCUUGAUCCCUACACUUUCGAUGUGUAUUCUAUUAACCGAGUUUCAUCCGAAUUCGUUUAGCGGUUUCGGCGUAAGUGAUGAGAUUAUAUUGAUGCUGGAGAUCAUAUUCCUUCGGCCAGUUCGGAGGAUACAAACUGAGGCGACGAACUUGCCCUGUGAAUAUUGUGUCGGCUAACUUUGUAAUGUUAUUAGACGAGCGAUUGCUAAGAACAAAGGAAAAUCACCUAAGUUGGGUUAGUUUGAAAGGUGAAUUUACAUCAGUGAACGGGGAUUCUGAAAAUGUUGUUUUUAUAUCGAUAAUGGAAAUUUGAAAUGUGUCGUAAGGAAAAAUGUCCAAAAUGUCCCUUAGAACAUUACAAAUUUCCACCGUCUACAGACGGACGGAGGGAAAUUUGAAGUGUUUCAAAUUUCCACUGUCGAUAUAUGAAAAUGAUCGAUAUAUGAAAAUGACCGCUAUCGCGUAGUGCCCGUCUUGUUACUUUCGACAAAUAAGUAGUGACUAAUAAUAAUGUAUUCACAAUUAAACACGUCACUCGAUCACGCUCUCAUGACGUCUUAGACGGUGAUUAUCAUCACACAUCGCAGGAAAUAACACCGCGGUCACAAUAACACAUCGUGAAUUUAUAUUAAAACUACGUGUACAAAAUUGUGUUGAUAUAAACAUCUAUAUAUAAUUAUGUGUUAUAUAAUGCAUCAGCUUGUCGGUUCAUGACUUGUGUUUACUGAUUACGUGCGAACAUUUGUAAGGGAAAAUGUAAAACGUAUAUAAAUACAUCAUGUAUAGAGUGUCCCUGUUUACAUAUUGAUUCUGGAAUGGAUGAACCAUUCGACGACGAGGCGAGUGUAAAAAGUUGUACAUAAUUAAUUUACGCACAAUAAAUUCUCAAUUUUUAUCAGUCUUUAGGCGUCCUGUAUAUGCAUAUCUUGGUGACUGGUGAUAACAAAAGUAUAUCAAUACUAAACAUUAGUAAAACAUAAGACCAACAUGUCUACUUUAAACGAAAAUAGAAUACUAAUAAUACUAUUUGCAAUACAUAACAUUUUUGUUAAGGUGACUUCCCACAACUGCGCAUAAAGGGAAACGAUUCGAACGUGGUAACGUAGACGCGUCUGUUGCGGUGCAUGGCGUAUGGCAAAUUGAAAAAUGGGCCAUGCCGUGGCGCAGUGAAGGAUUAGGCUGCCUUUGCAUCAGAGAUGUGUGACGUAGCCAGGCUGUAUGCGAGGAAAAUAUCCACAAAUAGGGUUACUUCAUUUUGUGCUUGUGCAAAACGGUGUAGGAAUCUAGAGUUACCUACUGAAAGUAUGACACUAACUGACUGAGACAUCGCCACCGCUCACUCCACCACACCGUGCCCCGUAUAGUUGAAAAAAGUCCGUAACGCGUCCUCGUACCGCGCCACUGCACAUCCUCUCACCGCCUCGCUACCUCGCACAUCUCUGGUGGAAAGGCAGCCUUAUUCUGUAAUCUAUAAAAUCCGGUGUGUCACUGUCGGCUGUGCGAUGUCGCCUUUACAUUUAGAGUUAUGUAGCGAAUGUCAUUGAUCUAUAAACAUUUUUAUCACGCACUUUUAGAGUGGGUUCUUAAUUACCGCGUGGACGUAACUUAUACAUGUGUAAUUAUUUAUGUAUUAAUAAUUAACAUAGUUUCACGCCCAACGACAAUACGUAACUGUGGUAUAACUACGGACUAAAAAUAGCUUUUUAAUCCCUUUUUUAGUACAACUUAUUCAGUUUUUGUUAAAAUAGGAUUUGUGAGAAAAAUGUAAACUCAUAAUUUCAGGAUCAUGACUCUUUUAUUACUACAGUUGUUUCUGACUUUGCAGUCGACUUUAUUCUGUUAGCUGCCGAUUUUGUUGCUCGUUCGUGUAGAAUCCAUUCGCCGUCCAUCUGCAUGGUGUCAUGGUGGCUUCAUUGCGCAGAUCUGCGGCUCAAAUUGAAUAUGUUAUAGUUAUCUGCGACUUACACGCCGAAGCAUUGCGAACGGAGUUACCCUGAUAAACUGUAGUGAAUACGCUACCCGCAGACUACGCUUGUUUCUUACUUCAUGCGAGUUUUAUUGACUCGAACGACUGAUUCUUGUUAUUAAUGUUGGCAAAUUUGUUUAAAGUCAAACGACAAAACCGAACUAGUAUCCUAUUGGAUUCUAACGUCGAUUUUGAUAAGUUACGCCAAAACGAAUAGAAAUGGAAUCUUCUCCACUUUAAGAACAAUAGCUUUUAUAGAACAUUGAUUACCUAUUAAUCCUUUGACAGCUGAAUCAUUGUCUUAAUACUUUCGUCACUCAGAAAUGAUAGAAUUGAGAAAACACAAUUCGAAAGUUCAAAAAAUUACUGAAUGGAACCAAUAAAUUUAUAUUCUCGUUUAUAAAUAAAUAAUAAUAUUAUAUAUAAACAAAAUACACAAUGAACAGUGUCAGUGUUUUUUUUAUUUCAAAUCGAAUUUUCUCAAUUCUACAAUUUAGUAUUACGAUAGUGUUUGGAUUCGCGUUAUUAUAUCGUACGUCUUUCACUUCAUAUGUUCACAUCAGACCUUUCGUAUACGCUCGUUUUCAGGGUCCUUUUGUCCUGGCCAUACGAACAACCAUCUUAGUUUCACAUGAUUUUAACAUUUUCGAAUAUUUUGUCUUGUUUAUAUUGGUAUAAGAUUGUAUAUUGUAGUUGCAAAUACAACAUAAUGCUUGCGCAGAAAACGUCUUCUACUUCUGUUGCAAACUGUCUUAAGGGAGUCACCAUGCUUGUCGAUGCGGAAUCGCAUUCGGCUGGUUAAUAAAAGUUUCAUGCAAUAUAAGCGGAAAAGGUAUGCGUUUUCCUUUGGUAGGACAACGCGACUAGAUACAGGCCAUCAAGGAAUCUGCACCCGAAGAUGUCAAGAGCACCAAGAAAUUAUAACAGUGUACUCGUUAGUAGGUGCAAUAGGUCCGGCACAACAUAUUAAACACGUUCGAAACUCCCGGCCGAUCGGUACAAUACGACAUGCGUGGUAAAAUAAGAUCGGCGA
Molecule: messenger RNA, 4953 nt
Organism: Hyposmocoma kahamanoa
Lineage: Eukaryota; Metazoa; Arthropoda; Insecta; Lepidoptera; Cosmopterigidae
Gene: Drat
Product: zinc-type alcohol dehydrogenase-like protein C1773.06c
Exons: 5
Coding region: 190-1335 (381 amino acids)
Molecular function (GO): oxidoreductase activity
Source: RefSeq, a predicted model, not a curated record